GGCGGUAGAGCAACAUGGACAUACGCCGGACAGAACAUUCUUCGCUGACAAAUAGCUUCCUGUCUUUGACUCCAGAGAGGGAAAGUUCGAAACAACAACAGAGACACGAGCGGUUGUAUUUUGAAAUAUUUGUAAAGGAUUGUGUGACAACGAUGUCUCGCGUAUCUGCUCCAUGUUUGCUGGACAGAUGGACUGAAGAAAAUAACGCUAUCGUAGACAAGUGGAAGCAACAUCGUGACAGAGGAGACGCAGUAACUCGGGAACAGGGUCUGACACUACUGAAGUGGUGCUACGUGGAGAGUCACAAACUAUUACAGAAAAUACAAGGUGUACUUGCGGUGCCGGCCCAUGUCCAGUUGGAGUUGACUGUGGUGUAUAACUGCUGUCUGUUCUCCUUCAGUCAGACACAACUCACUGAGGCAGAGCAUGUCCUCACACACAGCCUGGAGAGAGCUCUCGGUGCUGUAGGUUGUGAUCGUCCACCUCCCAACCCCCCAGUGUUCUGGUGUAUGGUUCUAAAGUCCCUGGGUUCCACACCUUCCCUGCGCUCCUGUGCUCUGCAUCUGCUCUGUCUGAGCUGGGCUCUCUGGCUGUCUACCUGCAGACUGGGGCACAUACAGGAGCUGCAGGAAGAGCUGCAAUCACUCUCUGAGGGACUGGGGGCAGUAGAGGUGGCUGUGGAGAGGAGUGCAGUCAGGCCAGCGGUGCUAGUGCACCCCGGGGAUCUAAAAGACCUCCUUCUCAUCUGCACUGUCAUCGCUCAAGGUGCUGAGCUGCUGUGUGAGGGGCGGUGUUCAGAGGCCCUGACUGUUCUUCAGAGAGACCCCUCCCCAUUGGCCCCCAGAGAACUGCUGGCCCAGAUACACACUCUCACAGGCCUCUGCCUCAGCCGCACGGGUCGUCCACACAGUGCUAUGCAGUGUUAUAGGAAGGCGUUGGAGACGGACGUGAGGUGUGUGUGUGCGCUGCACCAGAGCAUCCUGGUCUACAGGCAGUUGGGAAACACACAAGCAGAGAUCCAGGCUCUACGUCUGCUACACUCAGUUCUGAUAAUGCCACCUGCCACCCAGCCUGCUGUGGCCCCACCUAUCAUCUGUCCCGCCUCUCUGCUCCCUGGCCAAUCCCUAUCCAGCCUGCUUUCUGUCCCCUCCCCCCUCAGCGUACUACACAGUCUGGCUCAGAAGUGUGUGCUCCAUGGAAGUGUGUCAGAGGGUGUAGAGCACUACCUGGACCUCCUAGCUGCUCUUCAGUCAGAUCACCAGCUGUCUCAGGGGUUCUCUGAGGCCCCUUCGCUCCCCAGGUUACCUGAGCUCUACCUGGAGGCUGGCUCCUCCCUGCUGACCGCCCAGCGGCCUACAGACUGCCUGGCACUUUGUGAUGAAGUCAUCAGUACGACUCUGGAGCUGCUCCCAGAGAGGCUGUUGCUGGAGGAGCCCAUGGAGGCAUCUGUGCCUGGGUCUCCAGACAAGCUGGGGUUAGGCCAGGACCGGCUGGGUGUGGUGCUGUGGUCUGGGGCUGCCUACCUUCUCCAGGCCCACUGUUACUCCCACCUCAAGGACUGGAAGCAGGCUGUCACCCACUACACCAGGUGCAUCAACCUGCUGAUGAAGGUGUCUGUUAAACAGAAAGGCUGUGUGAAGCUGGAGCUAGGUGUUAGGACCCUGCAGAGGCUGAAAGGGCUGGCUCUGGCAGGGAGAGGAAUCAGCUUCACACACAGAGACCAGAAGAGGGAAUCCCUGAGAGACCUACAGCUCAGCCUGCAGGCUGCACCAGGGUGUGCGAGCGCUGGGCUGUGGCUGACUGAGGUGCUGUGGAGGCUGGGGAGGAGACAGGAGGCUGCAGCCUUUUGGGAGAAGACCCAGAGCUCCAGCACAGCUCCAUCAUUAGAAGGUGUUCCCCUGUACCUGCUGGACCCCCAGACUGGCCCCUCCCUGGACCUCACUGACCUCCAAUGCAGAGUGGAGGAGUUCAUCAAUGCUCAGCACAGCUAGGGUGUGUCCACAUAAGUUCUGGGAUGUCUUCAUAAGGCUUAGUAAGCCCUGUACCUGGGACAAGCUGGUUUUACCCACCUGACAUAGUGCGAGGUUCAUAUCCUGGCUGAAGUGGAGUUGGAACUCUGUUAACCUCUGAAGCCCAGCCAAGAUUUUGGAGGAUGGUCACUCGAGAUUAGAACUCUGUAGACCAACUGUGCCACUGUGAGCUGUAGCCACACUGCCUGGCGAGGCAGUAGCCUGUCCUGUUCCGCAUACAGAAGGAAUAGGACAGGCAACUCUUUGGGAAUGCCACAGUGCUCUGUCUCAGUGACUUAUGUAACAAUGUGUCAGUAGUACAUUAUAGUGAUAUGACAAAUAUGAUACGGUGUUGCCUUAUUUCUGUAAAUAUGUAAAAAAAUAUAUUAAAAAAAUAGAAAUGAUUUUUUAUUUACUCAGCACCAUAAACCACACUCUUUAUCUCUUCUGUGUCAGUUAUU
This is a messenger RNA of Oncorhynchus tshawytscha (Chinook salmon), 2470 nucleotides long. RefSeq names its product FA complementation group G (gene fancg). Gene Ontology annotation, biological process: interstrand cross-link repair. Gene Ontology annotation, cellular component: Fanconi anaemia nuclear complex. Gene Ontology annotation, molecular function: protein binding. NCBI's taxonomy places the organism in Eukaryota, Metazoa, Chordata, Actinopteri, Salmoniformes, Salmonidae. The record is from RefSeq and is a predicted model, not a curated record. Bases 15 to 1991 code for a protein of 658 amino acids. The transcript has 13 exons.